AUGCUGCAGUUCUCUCUUCAACCUUUGUGUAAACUCAGGAGUCUGAUAUUAGAUUUUUGUGACAUUUCCCACAUCAAUGUCAGGUUUUUCCCCGAAAAUCUAGAAACUCUUAGCAUUUGGAAUUGUAAUCUCCCUUUGCCGCUAGAUUUACCAAAGCUGAAAUAUCUUCGAAAGCUAGAAAUUGAGGAGGGGAGACCUGGAGUGCAAUUGGUGCCAAAUAGCAUAUAUAAUCUCCCUAGUCUCCAAGAAUUGCGUAUACCAAAUGGAUUCGAAGAUCUGGAUGUUGGACCCGGAAUAAGUUGGGAUGCUGUUUCUGCGCCCAUUUUGGUCGAGAUUAGUAAAUUUACCGGUCUGAAAAGUUUACAGAUGUAUUUCCCGGAUUUUGAGCCUUUUCAAGAUACUAAUGUAUUUACUAACCUACUUGAAUACAAUAUAUGCGUUGGUCACCCAGGAGAGCAUACUCGAUAUUAUCCAGAUUAUAUUGUUUCUUCUAAAAAAUCGAUUGAGUUGUACGGCACUUGGCCAGAAAUCUUGGGAGGUCUGAUAGAGAAGGCUGAAGAGGUGAAGUUGCAUGGCACCGAUAUGAAUGUGAGUAGCAUCCACAACAGGAACAAAAAAGCAUUCACAGAUUUAAGAAAUCUAUAUAUUGAAGAAUGCAACACCAUGGAGUAUCUAGCAAGGAUAUCAGAGGAUGAAAUUUGUUAUAGUAGCCAAUCACAGACAUCUUUCUGUAAGCUAACAACUUUAGAAAUUAAAAACUGUUCCGGAAUAAAAUACCUCUUUAACGACUUUGUCGCAAAAAGUCUGGUGCAGCUACAAAAUCUCUAUAUAAAUAGUUGUCCUGUGAUGGAAGCAGUUAUAAUGAAUGAAGGCACAAGUGAUAAAGAUAUCAUAUUCUUCUCAAAAUUAAAAUCACUGGAGCUGAUAAAUCUGCCGAGACUCAAAUGCUUCUACAAACAAAAGGAUAUGAAUUCCAGUGCAACAUCAAUAUUGGACAAGUCUGUUAUUCCCUUGGUCCAACCUCAACCUCUAUUUGAUGGGAUGGUUGCAUUCCAGUCAUUGGAAGAAUUGUUUUUGGACUAUAUGGAAGAUAUUAGUGAAAUUUGGGGAAAGUGUUACAAUGACAAUGUAUCCUCCUUUUCCAAACUAAAGAGGCUUAAGGUAGAUGGAUGCAAUAAACUGGAAACAUUUAUUCAACUUUCUAUGUUACAUAGGCUGCGGAAUCUGGAGUGUAUAGAAUUAAGUUACUGUGAUGGCCUCAGAAACAUGUUCCUACCUUCUAUUGCCAAAGAUCUUAUGCACCUCAAGGAAAUGUAUCUAUCUGGCUGCAAGAUGAUGACACAUAUAAUUGGGGCAGGUGAACAAGAAAUCACAGAUGCAAUUGUGUUCUCUGAGUUGACACUUCUAAAUCUAGAAUGUUUGCCGAAUUUAAAAAGUUUUUGCUAUUACCAGAGUGAGGAAGACAACAAUUACAAGGUUGAAUUUCCGAAGUUGGUGACUUUCCGUACCAGAUGGGCAGAUAUUAAGUUGGAGGGCAUAGAUGAUUCGGCUUGCCAACUAGAGCCUACCACUAUAUUGUCUUAAGGAUGUACAAUUUCCUUAUAUGUGGAUACA
Messenger RNA from Daucus carota subsp. sativus, 1614 nucleotides. RefSeq lists its product as uncharacterized. The coding region runs from base 1 to 1584 and encodes 527 amino acids. The record is from RefSeq and is a predicted model, not a curated record. The transcript is spliced from 3 exons. NCBI's taxonomy places the organism in Eukaryota, Viridiplantae, Streptophyta, Magnoliopsida, Apiales, Apiaceae.